GGAGAGAGAGAGCGAGAGAGAGAGAGAGAGAGCGAGAGAGCGAGAGAGCGAGCUGUGAGCUGUGCUGCCGCCGUCGCUGCCCUUUGAUCCCGACAUUAGUGUUAGGGGCUCGGAGACACAGAGCGCGGCCAUAGACACCGACGCACCGGCACUCAUUUAUUUAUACCUCCCAUCACACACGCGAGCAUAGGACACACACACACUCACACCUAUUAGAUCCGUUUCCAUUGAAGAAUAUUACGCUCGGGGACAAGCCAGGUGCACGACCAAAAAAUUUAAAAAAAAAAAAAAGGAAAAAAAAAAAGAAAGGAAAGAAAAGAAGAAAACCCCUCUUCUGGCUCCAGGAAACAAGCUUCAACCCAUUGCACACACCGGAGAGAAGGGGUUUCCCCCUGCCCGCCCGCGCGCCCCCCAACUACCUCCCCGCUCCUGCCAGUGUCUGCCUCUCUGCCCCCACGGGGGUUUAUUUGAUCUCACAUUAACCAAGGAGGAGAAUGUGAGAAAAGGGGGAAAAUGCCCAGGAGGAAGCAGGAGCAGCCCAAGCGCCUUCCCUCACAUAUUAGUAGGCAGGACGAGGCGGAGGGAGAACUCAGUGAAGGAGAACACUGGUAUGGGAACUCUUCAGAGACGCCGUCAGAAGCAUCCUAUGGAGAAGUCCAGGAGAACUAUAAGCUGUCCCUGGAGGACCGGAUCCAGGAGCAGUCCACUUCCCCCGACACCUCCUUGGGAAGCGGAACCCCCAGCAGUCACACGUUGGAGCUGGUGGCACUUGACGGUGAGGUCCUGCGAGACCCGCUGCAGUGUCCAGAUCACCUCUCCCCCGGCGUGUCUUCUCUGUGUGAUGAUGAUCCCGCGGGUUCCACCAAGCCCUUGAGCAGCAACUUGAGGCGGCUGCUAGAGGCCGGCUCCCUCAAACUCGAUGCCACGGCCACGGCCAACGGCAGGGUGGAGUCCCCCGUCAACGUCGGCUCGAAUCUCUCCUUUUCCCCACCGUCCCACCAUGCCCAGCAGCUCAGCGUGCUGGCCAGGAAGUUGGCUGAGAAGCAGGAACAGAAUGACCAAUACACUCCAAGUAACCGUUUCAUAUGGAAUCAAGGUAAGUGGUUGCCAAACUCAACCACCACCUGCGGCUUGUCCCCGGAUUCAGCCAUCCUCAAACUGAAAGCUGCAGCCAAUGCUGUUCUGCAGGACAAAUCGCUGACCAGGACGGAGGAGACCAUGCGAUUUGAGUCCUUUUCCUCCCCUUUCAGCUCCCAGUCUGCCAGCUCCACCUUGGCAGCUUUAUCCAAGAAAGUCAGCGAGAGAAGCUUGACUCCUGGCCAGGAACACGCGCCCCCGGCCAGCUCUUUCCUUUCCCUGGCUUCCAUGACCUCCUCGGCGGCCCUUCUGAAAGAGGUCGCAGCAAGGGCUGCUGGGACCCUUCUGGCUGAGAAAUCAUCACUGGUGCCUGAGGACCCUCUCCCGCCACCGCCUUCAGAGAAGAAACAAGACAAAGUGACCCCGCCGCCACCUCCGCCACAAUCCUUGGAAUUAUUGUUACUCCCAGUUCCUAAGGGAAGAGUGUCUAAACCCUCCAACUCAGCCUCCGAAGAGGAAAGCGGAAAGCCUUUCCAGUGCCCCAUAUGUGGUUUGGUUAUAAAAAGGAAGAGUUACUGGAAGCGGCACAUGGUGAUUCACACAGGUUUAAAGAGUCAUCAGUGUCCGCUCUGUCCAUUCCGGUGCGCUCGCAAGGACAAUCUCAAAUCCCACAUGAAGGUUCAUCAGCACCAGGACCGGGGAGAGACCUUUCAGUGCCAGCUCUGCCCUUUCACUUCCUCCCGUCACUUCAGCCUGAAACUCCACAUGCGUUGCCAUCAGCACUUCCUGAGGACAGAAGCCAAGGUGAAGGAGGAGAUCCCAGACCCCGAUGUCAAGGGAUCUCCCCACCUCAGUGACAGUGCCUGCCUGGGGCAGCAAAGGGAAGGAGGAGGGACAGAGCUAGUGGGGGCCAUGAUGAAGUCCAGCACUCCAGAGAGGACUAGCCAGGGUGGGGCUGGCGUCUCGCCUUUGCUGGUGAAGGAGGAGCCCAAGGAAGAUAAUGGCCUGCCAACCUCCUUUACUCUGAAUGCUACCGACAGGCCAGCCAACCACACGAAGCUGAGAGAGCCCUCCGAGUAUGCAGCCAACAGUGCAUCCGCAUUGUUCAGCCAGGACAUCUCUGUUAAGAUGGCGUCUGAUUUUCUCAUGAAGCUGUCAGCUGCAAAUCAGAAGGAGCCCAUGAAUCUUAAUUUUAAAGUCAAAGAGGAGCCUAAGGAAGAGGAGGCUCUAAGUGCCACGCUGCCUCGGUCCAACUAUGUGUUCAGCCCCGAGUCUGAAGUGCCAGCCCCAAGCAUCUCUGAGGACACACUUAAGCCCCAGGAAGCAAAGGGCAACGUACUAAGGCGGGAUAUGUCAGUCAAAGCAGCAUCUGAACUUCUCAUGAAACUAUCAGCGGAAAGCUACAAAGGCACUCAGAUGGUGAAGAUUAAAGAGGAACCCAUGGAGGUGGACAUCCAGGACUCGCAGGCCUCAAUAUCACCCAGCCGCAGUGUUGGCUGUAGCACUUUAAUUGGGCGAGAGAAAACUGAACCCUUACAGAAGAUGCCAGAAGGCAGAGUGCCCCCAGAGAGAAACCUCUUCAGUCAGGACAUCUCUGUGAAGAUGGCUUCCGAGCUUCUUUUUCAACUGUCAGAGAAGGUGAGCAAAGAACACACUCACACAAAAGAAAACACCCUCCGGACGACCGCCAGCCCUUUCUUUUCAGAAGAUACAUUUAGACAAUCACCAUUCACCUCCAAUUCAAAAGAUCUGCUGGCCAGUGAAUCUGUGCUUCACGGAAGAAUAUCAGCUCCAGAAACAGAAAAGAUAGUCCUCGAGGCAGGAAAUGGGUUGCCCUCUUGGAAAUUCAACGACCAGCUUUUUCCCUGUGACGUGUGUGGGAAAGUAUUUGGCCGACAGCAGACAUUGUCCCGACAUCUGUCUCUGCACACAGAGGAAAGAAAAUACAAAUGCCACUUGUGCCCCUAUGCUGCUAAGUGCCGUGCAAACCUGAACCAGCACCUGACCGUCCAUUCGGUGAAGCUGGUGAGUACGGACACCGAGGACAUCGUCAGCGCCGUCACCUCUGAAGGCAGUGAUGGAAAGAAGCACCCUUAUUAUUACAGCUGUCACGUGUGCGGAUUUGAGACGGAGCUGAACGUCCAGUUUGUCAGCCACAUGUCACUCCACGUGGACAAGGAGCAGUGGAUGUUUUCCAUCUGCUGUACGGCCUGCGACUUCGUCACCAUGGAGGAGACGGAGAUAAAGGCACACAUCGGCACCAAGCACACAGGGGAAGACAGAAAGACCCCCAGUGAAUCAAACAGCCCCUCUUCAUCCUCCCUCUCAGCUCUGAGUGAUUCAGCCAACAGCAAAGACGACUCAGACAGCUCCCAGAAAAACAAGAGCGGAAACAACCUGCUGGUCAUCUCUGUCGUUCCUGGGAGCCAGCCCUCACUGAAUAGUGAGGAAAAGCCAGAGAAAGGGUUCGAAUGCGUGUUUUGCAACUUUGUCUGCAAGACGAAGAACAUGUUUGAGCGCCAUCUGCAGAUCCACCUCAUCACCCGGAUGUUUGAGUGUGACGUGUGCCACAAGUUCAUGAAGACCCCCGAACAGCUGCUGGAGCAUAAGAAAUGCCACACUGUCCCCACCGGUGGGCUCAAGUGCCCGUUCUGCAUUUAUUCCACCAACCGCCCCGCCGCUAUGGAGUGCCACCUCAAGACCCACUACAAGAUGGAGUACAAGUGCCGGAUCUGCCAGACGGUGAAGGCCAACCAGCUGGAGCUGGAGACGCACACCCGCGAGCAUCGCCUCGGCAACCACUACAAGUGCGACCAGUGCGGCUACCUGUCCAAGACCGCCAACAAGCUCAUCGAGCACGUGCGCGUGCACACCGGGGAGCGGCCCUUCCACUGUGACCAGUGCGGCUACAGCUGCAAACGCAAGGACAAUCUCAACCUGCACAAGAAGCUGAAGCACGCCCCGCGCCAGACCUUCAGCUGCGAAGAGUGCCUGUUCAAGACCACUCACCCCUUCGUCUUCAGCCGCCACGUCAAGAAGCACCAGAGCGCGGACAGCCCCGAGGAGGACAGGAAAGGCCCGGCUCCGGCCCCCAAGGAAGCCGCCGGCCCCGGGGCCCCGCUCCUCGUGGUGGGGAGCGCCCGCCACCUCCUGUCUCCCCUGUCGGUCAUGUCCGCCUCCCAGGCUCUGCAGACCGUGGCCCUGUCGGCCGCCCACGGCGGCGGCGGCGGCGGCGGCGGCGGCGGCGGCUCCGAGCCCAACCUGGCACUCAAGGCCUUGCCCUUGAAUGGCUCCCCUUUGCGCUUUGACAAGUACCGGAACUCGGAUUUCGCCCAUCUCAUUCCCUUGACGAUGUUAUACCCCAAGAACCAGUUGGAGCUCACAUUCCACCCUCCCCGACCUCAGACUGCGCCGCCCAGCAUCCCGUCCCCCAAACACUCCUUCCUCGCCUAUCUCGGACUGAGAGAGAGAGCCGAGACUGUCUGAGGGCAGCUGGGCUCUGUACCAAAAACCAAGAGACAGAGACAAAAACACAAAACUCACAAAACUUAAACACAACCCCAGCAGGUGUACGUUGCUGCAAAACCUACAGACCCGCCCGGGUCUGACCACGUGUACUGUAUAUCUUUAGUGAGGAAUAGAGAAUUGGCUCUGUGUGUAUACCUAUUGCAUUGACCUGAAAGCUGCUUUAUCCAAUCUUCAGAGAGGUGACCUACUGCAUCCGUCUACCUUCAGAGGCAUGCCUCCCCAGCCACGCCCCCCCCCACCCUCAGCCCUUCUUCGUACUUUGAAAGGAAACUCGUCUCGUUAAACCCUAAAGAGAGUGUCCUUAAUAGCAGUCAGCACUUGUAAGCUUCUGUACCGGUGCAUUUUGUUUUCUGUUGGGUGAAUGGGGCACGUGGGCGUUUGUGGAUUUGGAAAGAGACGGCCGUGUGUCGUGUGCCAUAACAUCUGCACAUUCUUCGUACUGGCUUCUUUCACAGGGAUGAACGUUCUUUGCCCUCCUGGGUGGUUCAUCCACUACAGUCGCUCCCUGAGCUCCUUCAUUACCUUUCCCUCUCUAUUUUGUGGCUACAGAGUGGUAGGGCCUGGUGCUUAGGCGAUGAAGGAAUGGUAGACAUCUCAGUGCUGCCUGAGAUUUCGGACAGAGUCCUGGAGACCUUGUGCUUUUGCAUCUCUGGGUAUGAAGAUGCGAGCAGUCGGGAGCCCGGUCUGGAAGAAAUAGCUUGGAGCACUGCAGCCAACAUCACAAAACUUAAGUGUGUUUUGUGUGUGUGUCCAUACUUCUGCAGUGUGUAUGGUACACACACACACACACACAGUGCAUCAUUUUUUUAAGGGCAGAUUAUAUAUAUAUAUGUAUGUGAUGUAUUAAGUCAGUGGUUACCAUUUGUUUGCAGGAAACGAAAAAUUGUACGAGUGAAAAAUUUUAUGGUUGAUAAAUCCAGCCAAGGAGAUUAAAAGGGGUUUGGAUAAAUUCUGGGUAUAAAUGCUCAGACUAAAAAAGAAAUGGCAGUUUUGCACAGUGCUUUUGGUCUUGCACUAGUUUUUGUUUCUCAUCUGCAAAAAAGAAAAGUAAAAUAAAAGGAAGAAAAUGUACCUUUUUUAUGGAAAGAGUAGACUGUAUGUUUGAAACUUUUGUCAUAACCUCUUUGACAUAUAACGACCCAACAAAAAAGGUGCUGUUUUGUCCUACCGUUCAGUUUAUGCCCCUGAGACGUUUCCAUUGUGUUUGCAGAUCGUCAGGCUUAUAGCGGUAUUCUCCAUGUUAUUAAUAAUUCUGUAUUCCAUUUUGUUAACACCUGGUAGAUAUAACCUGCUAGGAAGCUAACUUUAUACUUAUUUAAAGCUCUUAUUUUGUGGUCAUUAAAAUGGCAACUUAUGUGCAGCACUUUAUUGCAGCAAGAAGCAGAUAUGGAUUGGUUGUACAGCCCUUUGCUAUUCUUAAAAAGUAA
Kogia breviceps (pygmy sperm whale) is the source of this 6032-nucleotide messenger RNA. It is a transcript of the gene ZNF827, whose product is annotated as zinc finger protein 827. The record is from RefSeq and is a predicted model, not a curated record. Gene Ontology annotation, cellular component: nucleus. Gene Ontology annotation, biological process: positive regulation of transcription by RNA polymerase II. NCBI's taxonomy places the organism in Eukaryota, Metazoa, Chordata, Mammalia, Artiodactyla, Physeteridae.